This is a messenger RNA of Sinocyclocheilus anshuiensis, 2532 nucleotides long. Its product is annotated as protein FAM189A2-like. Bases 218 to 1978 code for a protein of 586 amino acids. The record is from RefSeq and is a predicted model, not a curated record. Lineage: Eukaryota; Metazoa; Chordata; Actinopteri; Cypriniformes; Cyprinidae. The transcript has 11 exons. Gene Ontology annotation, cellular component: membrane.
CUCGCGCUGGCCAAAAAUGUGAAACCAAAUCCGAGCAGCAGGUCACAGAGCCUAGUUAUUUUAAAACCAAUACUCAACUACCUCGACAGGACCAUGGAAGUAACGCGGAACGGGCAGUUUAAAGAAAUAACCGUCGCCUUGAGAGACAGAGUAAAAUGAGGGAGCGGCGAUAUGCUGCUUUAAUGUUUAUUGUUGUUGGGCUGCUCGUGCGUCUCCAAUGUCUCUGCCCAUAGUUCUGCCUGGAUCUUGUUGUCGUUUAUCGGGGGCUACUUUAGCCCAUCAGUUCGCAGACGCAUCUUACAGAAGCCGCAGCCGCCGUGUGUCCGCUCUUCCGUCCCGUAUGUCUGGAUCUCAGACGCGGCUCAUCCCGGCGCUGCUGCCCGCACGCCCUCUGCUCUCCCUCGGCUUGCUGCAGCUGGUUCUCGGCGGCUCCAUGGUGGCGCUCUCUUUCGGGGCUCUGUCCCUUAGCAACUCGCCCCCUAUUAGAAACUCCUGUCCGUUUUGGUCCGGAUCUUCUGUCAUCCUAUCUGGGAUUAUAGGACUAACCACAUGGAAACGGCCAAUGCUUCUGCUGGCAAAUCUGUUUGUAUUGCUGUCAGUGGUCUGUAUCUUGCUAAACCUGGCAGGCUUCAUCCUCUGCUGUCAGGGGGCUCAGCUGGUCUCCAGUACCAUUAACUGCCAGCUGAAUGAGCUGGGUGAUCUCUGUUACUGUUGUUCAGAGAUUCCAAGCACUCAGUGCCAAGAGGACAAGUUGAUUGAGAUCUAUGCAGGUCAUGCAUGUGGUACAAUGAGAAUUCUGCUCAAGAAAGUGCUCUUUGCAUUGUGUGCACUCAGUGCUUUGGCCACAGCUGUGUGUCUGGUUGCUGCUGCGCUCAGAUAUCUCCAGAUCUUCUCAACCAGACGACCCAGCAUGGAAGAGGCCAGGCCCGUUCCAGAGGAAGUGGAGGGGCAGACUCAUCUUCCUGACCCUGACGAAUUUGUCGCUCCUGCACCUCCUCCUACUUACUUCUCCACCUUCUACUCUUACACCCCGCGCUUGGCUCGCAGGAUGUUUGGUGAUGGUAUGAUUCCUCUUCCUCAUAUAUAUGGUGCCAGAAUGAAAGGAGUGGAGGUCUUCUGUCCUCUAGACCCUCCUCCACCUUAUGAAGCUGUUGCAUCAGAGCCAGCAGCACAGGCCCAGAAUACUGAGGUGCAAAUGACCGAUCUGACUGAGGUCCUGACAGAGAGUGCAGAGACGGAGACGCCCGGCGAUGACAGGUGCCGUCAGACGGCCAUAUUGAGCCCCACUCCCCCGACACAGUCCAGACAGCCUCACAGCGCAGUCUCCUCCAGCAGAAAACCUCACAGACCUCACCUCCGCAGGUCCAGCAGUGACCCCGUCCUGCUAGACCUGACCGCUAAAGUAAUGAGUUGUGAAGCAGCUACUCAGACAGAAUUAGGCUCAGUGACUGUAACAGAGCAUGGGACGGUUACACUACGACAGGGCCGUGGCAAACGGAAGCCUCGUCCCAACUCCAUGGUGGACUACCAGAGCUAUAGAGACACAAAACUGCUGGUGGCCCGUUUUCUGAAGCAGUCCUCCUGCAUCUUGACCCCUGAGGUACAGGAGCUGGUCAACAGCAUCAAAACAGUGCUGCGCUCCGACGAGGAACACAUGGAGGAGGCCGUUCGCUGCGCCAGCUUCAUCGACCAGGCCAUCACAGUUUCAGAGGUUGCACCAGCGCAGUCCACCCUCCGCAGGCAGGCGCAGAUGGAGCCCACCUCCAACACGCUGCACAAACGGCCGGGCAUCCUUCACCUGCGCAGCUGUGGUGACCUCAGCUCCUUCACCUGGGCGCAACUGCAGGACGGGCCGGAGCACAGGACAGGCACCCAUUCUCAAACUAAUUCCAGGAUGGGCUCUCGGGCAGGAUCCCGCCGCCUGGAACAGGAGCGUCCACACAGCCUUAUAGGAGUCUUCCAAGAAACUGUCCUCUGAGUGACGUGUCCCAGUCGAGUGAAGGUAUAGUGAACAUCACAACAUGAAGGAAGCUGACAGAGGAUUUCACUUCACUUUUAAAACAUAUCUGAUUUUGUUGUCAGUGUGUAUAGUGAAUAUUAUUCAUCUUUUUUUUUUUAGCUUUUUCAGUUGGAAUUCCAGUUGUUUGGAUUUACUGAUGAUUGUUUUUACUUUUUCCACAUUAUGCAUUAUGAUAAAACACUGCGAAAAAAAUUCCUGGUAAAUGUUUAUUUACACAAAUUAACUAUAUGAAAAAUACAAUAUUAAUAAUCAUUAUAAGAAAAACAUGCAAAUGUAUGGCUUUAUUUAGUUUAUGUGAUGUGGGGAUUGAUGUGGGGAUGAUUAAAUCAGCAUAUUGUGAGGUAGAAGAUGAAUUUGUGAUUUUUUUCUUUUUAUUUGACCAUUCUCAACUAUUUUAUUAUUUCUCCCAAGAUGUCCUUCUGAGAUUUUGUGCUUUAUUACUGAAUUGGCUCAUCUGCAUUAUAUGGGUGACCUAACCUACUAUCCAUAUUUCCCCAAGAUUAAAUAUGAUC